AUGCGUUUCCGCUUCAACGACGGCCAUUGGUUCGAGCCGCUCGACCAAGAGGGCGUGCCUUACCCCGAGCAAUGGAAGACGCUGACCACCGGCAAGGGCUUCGACAACCAUUCGACGCUGACGUACUCGCUCAACGAGGCGAUGACGAUGAUGCUGUCGAACAUGAUGGGCGUGCCGGCCGUGGACACGCAUUGGUUCCAAUUCCGCGUGAUCGAUGACGCCGCCGAGGCGCCGGACCAAUGGAACGGCGACUUCUGGGGGAUCAACUUCGCCCUCGAGGACUAUGACAAACGGAUUACCAAUNNUGAUUACAUCGAGUACGUCCUGUCGCGCGCAAGCACGGACAUCGAGUACCGGGUCAACCUCGAGAAGUACUUUAUUUUCCACGCGCUCGUCGAAGCGGUCCGUCACUAUGACUAUUGGCCCGACUCCAAUAAGAACAUGGUGUACUACUUCGAGCCCGAUUACCUGGCGGAGAACGACAACCUCGGCAAGCUUUGGCUGAUGCUGUGGGACACCGACGCUACCUGGGGGCCGACGUGGAACGAGGGCAAAGACGUCGUCUACGACGCCCUGUUUGAGAAUAACAACGAUGCCUAUCGCGACAGCCUGCUAAAGCCAGAGUACUACAAUACACUCCGCGAAUUGCGCGACCUAAUCUGGCAGCCCGACCAGAUCGUGGCGAUGAUCACCGAGCUCGCCUCGACCAUCCUGCCGCUCGAGGCGGCGGACCGGGCGCGGUGGCAGAACGUUAGUGAGAACGAGUCUGGUAGCUACGCGGGUCUCGGCGGCGCUGGAGCGACGUCGAUCACAAACCUCGUGCAGGACAUGCUCGACUUCGCCUUUACGGGCGGCAACUGGCCCGGCGGCGGCGCGGGACCGGGCGGCGGGGUAGGCCCCGGCGGGCGGGCGGCUUACCUGGACGGUUUGCUCAACGCCUCGGGUGAAGAGGCGCUGAUCCCCAACAAGCCGACGAUCAGCUACGUCGGUGAUCAAGGGAUGGCGGCGAACGAACUAUCGUUCCAGACAACGGCCUUUACCGAUCCCCAAGGGAACAACACUUUCGGCGCCAUUGAAUGGCGGGUCUCCGAGGUCACGCCUUCGUCUGCCGGCUACGACACGAGCGUCAAGUUCCUCGACGAAUGGACCGCGAGUUGGGAGUCGGGCCCGCUGUCGACCUUCGAUGCGACGAUCGAUCCACCGGCAUCGGCCGUUAAGCCGGGAGAGCUGCACCGCGCGCGGGUGCGGUUCCAGGACUCGACUGGCCGCUGGAGCCACUGGUCCGAUCCGAUCGAGUUCACCCCUUCGGUCGCAAACAACCUGGAGCUGACGAAGGACCACCUGCGUAUCACCGAGCUGCACUACAACCCCACGGCAGGCAUGCCGCAGUUCGGUGAAGACGUGGUUGAUGGCGAGGAGUUCGAGUUCAUCGAGUUCAUCAACACGAGCACGACCGACGAGAUCGACCUCAGCAACGUGCAGAUCGCCGGCGGCGUGACGUUCGUCUUCCCCAACGGCACGAUCUUGGCGCCGGGACAGCGGGUCCUGGUACUCGAAGACCAGGGCAACUUCGAGUCACGCUACGGCGACGGGCUACCGAUCGCUGGCGAGUGGUCCGGCGCGUUGAGCAACGGCGGCGAAGAGCUGAUCGUGCUGGCGAGCGACCUGACGGUGAUCCAGCAGUUCGAGUACAGCGACGAUUGGUACAAGCGCACCGAUGGCGACGGCUCGUCGCUUGAGGUGAUCGACACCGAAGGCGAUUACGAAGACGCCCGCAACUGGCGUGCGAGCCGCUCCGUCAACGGUACACCGGCGGCGGCGCCGGUCACGACCAUCGACGUCGUGGUGAACGAGGUGCUCGCCAACCCGGUAGCGUCCAACGGCGAUGCGAUCGAGCUGAUCAACACGACGGGCGCCGCGAUCGACAUCUCGGGCUGGUGGCUGUCGGAUCAAGGGACCAACUUGCUGAAGUACCAGAUCCCUUCCGGGACGAUCCUGGCUGCCGGCGGGCUGAUUGUCUUUGACGAAUCGCAAUUCAACGCGGGCGGCGGUGCGAACGCCAACGACUUUGCGAUCGGCGCCGGCGGAGACGACGUUUACCUCGUGGCGUCGGCGCCCGACGGCAAGCCGGUGCGCUUUGCAGACGACGUGUCGUUCGACGCGACGCUGACGGGUGUGUCGCUCGGUCGAACGCCCGAUGGCGAGACGAACUACGGCCUCUUCCCGCUGGCGACGCCUUCGAUCGGCAGCCCCAAUGGUGCGCCGAUGCAGGCUGGGGUCGUCAUCAGUGAAGUCCAGUACCACCCCACCGGACCCGGCGCAGGGAUCAGCGAGUCGCAACUGGAGUUCAUCGAGCUUCACAACGCGACGACGGCGGCGGUCAGCCUAACCGGAUGGCGGUUGAGCGGCGGCGUCGAUUAUGUGUUCCCCUCGGCGACGAGCAUCGCUGCGGGCGAGACGGUUGUCGUUGUCAGUUUCAAUCCGACCAGUGCCACGCUCGCCAACGCCUUCCGCGUCUACUACGGCAUCGACUCCGGCGUGCGAUUGGUGGGGGCGUUUUCGGGCGGCCUCGACGACCGUGGAGAAGAGAUCGAACUGCAGGCGCCGACCGCUCCGCCGUCCGGUGAGACCGAGCCGGGCUACUACCUGGUCGAUCGUGUGACGUACACCGCGACGGUCCCAUGGCCGACCGGCGCCGAUGGCGGUGGGGCGUCUCUGACACGCGGCGAAGCGGUGGCGUUCGGCGACGCCGUCGCUUCAUGGACGGCCAAGACGCCCAAUCCCGGCAGCGCUUUUGUGCCCUACCACGCCGCUGACUUCAACGAAGACGGCCUCGUCAAUCAGUCGGACUACGACAUCUGGCGCGCUCACUACGGAAAGGCAAGCGGUGUCACGAAGGCCGACGGCGACGCCAACAGCGACGGCUUGGUGAACGCCGCCGACUACACGGUCUGGCGCGACAACCUUGGCCAUCAGUCGCCGGCGCCCGUAGUGGUUGUCCGCGACUUCCCCGAGUCAGCAAUUGAACCGUCGCGCGAGCUCGUCUGGGAGUCCGCUGCCGAGACGUGGCCCCCUCCCCUGCUCCGCAGUUGA
Messenger RNA from Symbiodinium sp. CCMP2456, 3093 nucleotides. The record is from the annotation of a GenBank genome assembly. NCBI's taxonomy places the organism in Eukaryota, Dinophyceae, Suessiales, Symbiodiniaceae.